UCAAACUUUUGCACAAGAAAUCUGGAUACUAGUGUUUUGUUUACAGAAAGUGAGUUGAGCACCAGUUUGUUUACGUCUUAUUUAACGCACGAAUUGAAAAUCUGUGGAAAAAAACUAAAACUGGUUUCUUUCUUACUAAAAACAUCAUUAUGAGACAAACAUGAGUGUCAUUAUCUUGACAUUAUUAUGCUAUAAUGUAUUUUAUCACAUGUUGGAUAAAUUUGCUAUUGAUGUCAACACGUUGUUUUUCAACUUUCGAUACGCUGAAUGAAAAUGGCUUAUUGAAUGAUCAUAAAGAAAGCAUCGAAGACAUCACUCAAGUGGAAAAUUCAGUUAAAACUGUCAAUCAAAAAAUGAAGCAUAAUGGUACAAAUAAAAUGGACAAAAGUCUUAAAAUUUCUUAUGCUCAUAAACUAAACAUUUUUCCUAAAUCUUACAAAGAGAGCAGCGCGAAUCGAGCCAAAGAUAAAAUAGAUAUUAAAAAAGAAAGUUUAAAAAAGAAGCAUAAAAUUAUAAAAAAUAAAAAAGUAUUAAUAAAGUUAGGCAAAAUAACCAGUACAUAUCAAAACACUACAGCAGAUAGUUUCUUUUCAACUGCCAUAAAUCUAAAUCCAAGGUCUCAAUUUCAUGGCAUUUCAACGUACAAUCAUCUAAUACCUCGUUUCCUUAACAAAUCAAAGUCGAUUUCAUGGAAGGUUGUAGAAAAUUUAUCUCAAAAUAAUAAAACACUGUUAUCAAAAAUAUAUAAAAACAAAAAUAUAACUUUAAUUAGCAACCAUAACAAACUUAAAGUUUUGCAAAAAAAUAGCAUAACAAAACUAAAAAAGCGAAAAAAAUCUUUUAAAAAGAGAAGAAGCAAAAAAACAAAUCAAAAUGAAGUCUCAAAACGUGACCAAUCUUUAUACCCACAACCAAAAGUUGAAGUAUUUCCUGUAUCUAGUUCAAGCGACACAAUGCUUCGAUUAGCUGAAGAUCCAGUUAAUCCGAGCAAAUUAAUAGCUAUAAAACCGGUUCAGCCAGAUGUGAACUUUAACAUGUAUCCAAUUGUAGAUACAGCAGACUCUAUUGUAAGAAUUAAACCUAAAAACGAUGAUGUUUUAAGUAGCCCUAUGGAUGACAUAAAAGAAAAAUUUUCCAACGAUGCCAUCUCUAGUAAACGUGAUGAAUCAAUAUCAAGAGAAAAAAAUAACCACAGCCCUUUUUCAAAACUUUAUGCAUCUGACGUUGAUCUAAUUGAAUCACGUGAUAUAAAAAAAGGUAUUCAUUAUUUUCCUAAACAUAUUUUUGACUCUAAAGGGCAAGAUGAAGUUGGUUACACAAAGGAACAAGAUGAAGUUGGCAACUCAGAAGGAAGAGAUGAAGUUGGUUACACAAAACGUGGAAAAAAUGCUGCUGAAGACAAUCACCACAAAAAAAACGAUGAUGAGAAAAAAGAUGAAGAGGAUGAUUAUAAAUUUAACGAAAAUCCUAAAGAAUAUGCUCACAAGACAGAUACCAAUAAAAAUAACGAAAACCAUCAUGACAACAGAGAUAGCAAAUUAAAGGCUGAUGAUCAAGAUGAUGAAGUCAAUCAUGACAAACCGCCUUAUAAAGUUCAACCGUAUGUUACAAAUGAAGAAUUUAAACCCCGAUUUGAUGAUAUUAGUUCUGAAGAUAGAGAUGAAACUCCUAAUCGAUUAAAUCCAUCGGAAAAUAAUUUCCAUCAUGAAAUAAACAGAAUGAAAAAUGAAAAUAAUUCGCCUCAUAUCAAUAACGAUGAUAACUUUGAUUUCGAAAAUCGAGAAAAACUGCCUAGUCCAUUUGAAGAAAGAAGAAUGAACAACAAUGAACAUUCCUCUACUUUUCACGAACAAAAAAUUCCGGAACCAUACAGACAUAUUGAACUGCGUACAACAAAUGAUGGCAAAAAUGAGUACGCUUCGAAGAAUUUUGACGAGCCAAAUAAAGACUAUACAGAGUUUCCAGAAGCAAAAGAUCCACAAAAUUUUGAUUACCAUUCAAAAGACCCGCGUGAAUUUGACAAUCAUUACAACGACAAACAUUCUCCGGAAGAAAAUGAGAGGUUUGCAGGAGAACGAGUAGGAGAUGUUGUUGUUGAAAGCAAUCCUAGUCCUCAAUUUGAACCAGCACCGUAUUCAAAUUUUCCUGAAAAAAUUGAUAACCUAAACAAUGAUAAUAUUUUUAAAGGAAGAGAAAAUGAAAAUAUUUACGGUAGAGGCGGUUAUGGAAGACGAGAUAAUAAUAAUAAUUACAAAGAAAAUGACGACAAAAAGGAUGAUGAUGAUAAUAAUAACGAUGAUGAUGACGAUGAUGAUGAUGAUGACAACGAUGAUAACGAUGACGACGACGACGAUGAUGAUGAUGAUAAUGAUAAAAAAGAUGAAAAGAAAAACAAAAAGUUAAUAAGCAAAGAAGAUUCUGAUCCGGCUGAAGACGAAGAUGUUAAUUGGGAUGAUAUAGCGUGGCUAGGUGAGUAUGGUCAUGCAAAGUACAGUGAAAGUGGAAAGUUUUCCAAGCCUCGAAUGUAUACAUGUAUGCUUGAAAAAAUGAAAAGUAUGCAGAGCAAUCCAAUGUGUGCUACAUCAAAACGUCAUGGUUUGGAAAAGCGAAGAAAAAGUCUGAACGGUCGCUCGACCCAUCGUAGGAGGCACCAUAAAAAAAAAAAUCAUCACUUCAGAAAAAAAAACUCAAGCGAAUACAUUACUCAAGCUGAGCAAAUAUAUGAUAAAAACAUACAAAAUGAGAAAUAUGAAGAAAAAGAAAACAGUUCACAGUUUGUUAUGCAGCCUAUUUUUGCAUUGCAGGCUCCCUUUGUAAUGCAACCACUUUUGAAAAAACACAACAAAAAUUUAUUAAACAACCAACAACAGACCGGUGUGGAAACAACAAAGCGUCAAUUAAUAAAUUUUGGAAAUUUUAAAAAUAAGAUUUGGUUUAAAAACAAUCCCAAAUCCAUUAUUGAGAGAGUAGAAGAUUCUCACGAUAAUCUCAAUUUUGUUCACCGAGUUUAUCAUGGUGAAGAUCACGGGGAUUUUGGCUUGACACAUUCAUCAAACAAUUAUAAAAAUAUGAAACCGAUGAUGAAAUGGUCUAAGUUCCCGCCUUUUAGCAAGAUGAAAAUUUCUGUCCAUUUUAGGCAUAAGUUUCGCAAACAUGCCAAUCACAAAAAAUACAAGAAUCAAAUGAAAAAUAGAUUGAAUAAAAUUAACUCGUUUAAAAGUUUAAAUAUGAAAUACCCACCAGCUUUUGCUAAAAAUACUCCAAAAGAUUCUGAAAGUUACCAAGGAGCUUUUCCUAAAGAUGCUCCAAACGAUUCUUAUGAAACGUUAACAAAAAGCUCUAAUGAACGUUCAACAAACAGUUAUCCAGGAGCAUUUCCAAAGGUUAUUUCCAAAGAAUUUUCUGAAAAUAUUCCAAAAGAUAAUCAUGGAACGUUUCCAGCAGAUACUUCUAAUGAUUGUCAAGAAAAAAACGAUGAAGAUUCUUUAGAACAUUUGAGUAACAAAGUACCUAAGAGCUUUCCAGAAAAUUAUGAGCAAGAUUCUCCGCAGCAUUUUCCAAAAGAUUAUCCUUUAAUUUUAACUAAAAAUGGUUGCAAAGAAUCUCACAAAGAUUUUUCAAAAGAUUCUUCAGAACAUAUUAAUAAAGAUGUACUUAAAGAAUCUGCAGAACGUUUUUCUGAAGACAUCCCCAACAGCUUACCAAAUGAUCAAAGUUUAUCAGUUAGUUACAAUAAACACAACUCCAAAGACUCUCAAAGACAAGAUUUUUCAAAAGGUUCUUCGGAACAUAUCAAUAAAGAUGUACUUAAAGAAUCUGCAGAACGUUUUUCUGAAGACAUCCCUAACAGUUUACCUAAUGAUCAUAGUUUACCAAUUAAUUACAAUAAACAUAACUCCAAAGACUCUCAAAGACAAUUUACAGAAGAUAAUCCUGACUAUUUUUCAAAAGAUUUUUCACAGGAAUUUUCGCAACAGUUUCAGCAUAGUUAUCCCUCAAACUCUGAUAAAAAUAACAUGGAAAAAUUUUCAAAAGAAUAUUCUAAACCUUUUAUUAAAGACAUGGACAGAGAUUUGUUGGAUGGUUUAAAUAAAGAAACAGAUCCUUACCAAAAAUGCAAAGAAUUGAAAAACCAAAGAACACAACGUAAAGCUUUGACAAGUUCAAGACGGAUAACAUUCAAUCCCAUGAACAGCACUGAUAUGGCAGAUAAAAUAAAGAUUGACAUUAAUGAAAAACCAAAUGUCGAACCUGUGGAAAUAAACGGGAACAUUGUAUUAGCUAUCCCACAUAUUGUUCAACAGGUGGAAAACUGGAAAAUUUCUGAUAUGAAUAAAGUAUCUUUGCUUCCAGAAGAAGAGAUUUGCUAACUGUUGGUUAAAUAUUGUUUAUAGUUGUAAAAUAUUACAUCGACAAAAUAUUUUUUUAAAUUGCAAAAUAGAAGUACUUAUUUAAAAUUGUAAAAUAAAAGUCAUUAUUUUAAAUUCCGAAAUAGAAGUCAUUAAAUUGCAAUUGAUUAAGAAGCUUUUUAUAUUAGUUUAUUUUGGCAAUAUACAAGUAUUUGUCUAUAUAAAAUUAAUAUCAAGAGAGAAAUUUUUUCAUUUUUAUAAUUUACCCUUAUGUGUUUA
Molecule: messenger RNA, 4628 nt
Organism: Hydra vulgaris (swiftwater hydra)
Lineage: Eukaryota; Metazoa; Cnidaria; Hydrozoa; Anthoathecata; Hydridae
Product: protein PF3D7_1417600
Source: RefSeq, a predicted model, not a curated record